This is a messenger RNA of Lasiosphaeria miniovina, 1500 nucleotides long. RefSeq names its product cyclin-like protein. The transcript is spliced from 2 exons. Gene Ontology annotation, molecular function: cyclin-dependent protein serine/threonine kinase activator activity. Bases 1 to 1500 code for a protein of 499 amino acids. The record is from RefSeq and is a predicted model, not a curated record. NCBI's taxonomy places the organism in Eukaryota, Fungi, Ascomycota, Sordariomycetes, Sordariales, Lasiosphaeriaceae. Gene Ontology annotation, cellular component: cyclin/CDK positive transcription elongation factor complex; nucleus. Gene Ontology annotation, biological process: positive regulation of DNA-templated transcription, elongation; regulation of transcription by RNA polymerase II.
AUGUCGUCCAACGUCGACAGAUACCGCCCUGCGCGCGAGGGCUACCAACCGCCAUCUCUCCCGCCAAAGCCGCCGCCUGCGGCCAUAGAUCGCCAUUCAAAAUCGCCUGUGAGAAGGCGCGAUGUGCCCCCUGCCGUCCCAUCCCCGCCGACGUACUCGUCGAGGACCUCUCCGCCCCGACCGGCCUCGCGCCGCAGCGCGCCAUCGCCCGCCCAUUCGAGCCCGCAGCAACCUAUCCAACCGCGUGCCGAUCAGUGGUUUUUUACCACUACCGAAGUCGCGAGCUCGCCCAGCAUAGUCGAUGGCCUUUCGCUAGCUGAAGAGCGUCUGAGACGAGCUAAGGGCGUCAACUUUAUCUACCAAGCUGGAAUUCUCCUCGACCUUCCACAAAUAACGCUCUGGGUGGCUGGCAUGUUUUUCCACCGCUUCUACAUGCGCUUUAGCAUGGUUGAGGAGAAGGGCGGUAUACAUCACUACAACAUAGCAGCGACGGCUCUCUUCCUUGCUAACAAAACCGAGGAAAACUGUCGGAAAACGAAGGACUUAAUUAUCGCCGUUGCCAAAGUGGCGCAGAAGAACACAAAGCUCAUCAUCGACGAACAGAGCAAAGAGUACUGGCGCUGGCGUGACAGUAUUCUCACCUAUGAAGAGGUCAUGCUUGAAACCCUUACAUUCGACCUCAUGGUGGACAAUCCGUACCACCAACUAUACGAGAUUCUGGGCCAGCUUGACCUGAUCCACAGGAAGGGGCUGAGGAACGCAGCGUGGACCUAUUGCAACGAUUCGUGCUUGACCACUUUACCGUUGCUCAUGAGCCCGCGCGACGUCUCCCUCAGCGCCAUCUUCUUCGCGACGAUAAUCACAAAAGAAACUAUUGACGACGUCAAUGGCGAGGCGUGGUGGAAGUUCCUCAAGGGAAACGAGGCCCUCAUGAGCAAGGCCUUGUCCAUCACCACAGAGUUCUACAGGGAAAACCCACUUAGGAAACCGGAUUCCAAGAUGCCUGGCUCGCCCGAGUUCAAUCUAGAAAGCACUAGGAGGAGGGGAGAGAACUUGAUAGGUCAGACGGAGGCCGGUUCAAGCCAGGGCGGGACUCCAGCCCCGACAGACCGCGCCGGUACCCAGAGUCCCCAGCGUGCUGGUGCCGGCGGAAACCGUGGCGCCACUGCUAAUGGCACCGGCCGACCGGACCAGGGUCAAAGCCAGGAGUUAUCUAUUGGAGGCAGCAGCGCUAAGGGCGCCGUGAGCGCCGAUACGAGCUUGGAGAUUGCCUCUCAUCUCAGCAGAGGCGACUCGGACGCUGCGCUCAAGGCGGCCGCCAACGACCUUGAUGUCCACGAGGGCGAGACUAACGGCAGCCGCGGCCUCCGCUCGCCCCCGCCUAUCAAGCGCAAAAGCGUUGAGCUAGACGACAAGGAUUCCGAUGGGGACAGAGAAAAAAAGAAACCGCGGUUGGUUAGUGCGGGCGAGGACGACGAGGGAGAGAUCAAGGCACCUUGA